CGUUAUACCACAAGAUAGUUGACUCAUUCCUGAAUAAAUUUUUCCCUUCAGGAUAUCCGUACAGUGUGAAUGAAGGUUACCUCAGAUACACACAGUUUCGAGCACUGCAACACACUGCCAGUGCAGCUCUAUCUGUGUUAUCGACUCAGGUCUUCUUCUAAUAACUUGAGAACAUCAGCAAAUCAUGUAUCCGCUUUCCUAAUGACUCAUGCUAGACUCUUUUAAUUAAAACCUGUUCGUUUCGAAUAUUGUGUUGAAACCAGCUGGAUUUGGGUUUUUAUUUUUUUUAAGUAGAGGUCACUUCCUCAUUAUAAGCUUAUCCAAACAUAGUAGAUGUUGGCAUGUGAAGGAUAACUAUAGUUGGUGUAUUACUUUAUUAUCUCAUAUUAUCGUAACUGACAUUUGACUUCCACAUCUACACUCUUAGUAAGUGGGUUUGUGUCUUACUCAACCUUACAAAAUUAGCUCAUAAAAUGAAGAUUGCACUCCAAUUAUAUUUUAUAAUUUGACCUUACUUUUAGUAAAUGUGGGAUCUUCAAAACAUCUCAUUAGGCUAAUGAAUGAACAUCUCUAGUAUUAGAUUAGAUAUUUAUGGGUGGUCUUGAAAGCCCCAAAGAACUUGAUUAGGAUAGAUUCUUAAUGACUUUGAUACCAUCUUAAUGAGUGAGUUUAUGCCUAAUUUAAUCUCACCAAAUUGUUUGUAAUAUGAGGUUUGCACUCUACUUUAAUAUUAUAAUUUGGUCUUAUUUCUAGGUGAUGUAGGAUUUGAAAUGAGCUCUUUGCUAAACUGCAAGGUUAAAGCUAAGAGCAAAAGGAAAUGUUAGUCAAGGAAACUGGAAGAAUAGAGGAAUAGUUAGAGUCAUUUAUCAUGAAGAGUUACACAUUUCUUAAAAGAAAUAAAGCUAAAACUAGACAUUAUAAUGUAAGAGUACGCAAAAUUUUCUUUUGACAGAAAGAGUAUUUAUUACCAUAAGUUGAAAUAAGAGUUGAAAGAGAAGUUGAGGUGGCAUAACAAGACAACUAGAGAAGUGCUGAAGCGAAAGAGUCCAGCAAAGCUGAUGUGGCUAUGAAAUAUACUGCAAUGUGUAUAUAUGGAGCAUGUUCUUUUUAUUAAUCAACUAUUUUCUUACGGAAGGAUCCUUACUAAACAAUUAAGUUCUAAGUGAGUCUCAUUUAGCCCUUCUCCAACAAGAGUCUUAAUUGAGAAGAAGGAAUAUAGAAAAUUAGAGCACUUGUUAGGGAACUAAUUGUAUAUAGUAGAAGGAGAAACGUUACCCAGCCUAACUGCCAAGGCAGUUAGGUAAGUCAGUAUAAAAGGGGUGACUUGGUUGGUGAGAGGACAGUUUUGGAGUAUUAUUGUUUUGCGAGAACUCUUGUAGUUCUUUGGAGAGAGGUUAAGCUCUCGGGUUACGUUGUAACACCAUUCUUGUUGAUUCUUUUCAAUAAAAGGAGGCUGUAUAAUUCCGAGUACCUGUUCUGUGUUGUGUUUCUAGUGCUAUUCAUAGGUUCUUGAUUAAAAGAACCUAUCAUUUGGUCCGACCUGCCGGAUCGGAGUGGGGGUGAAGGAUCAAGAAGUAAUCGAGAAACUGCCGGAUUGAGACGCCACCGGAAUCGUGUGCGGGUGAAGGAAAUUGCGGUUGAUAGAAUGAAGGCGCAGAUAGGGGAGCUACGACCAGAUUAUGCAGCAAUACGCCAAAAUUAUGCUGCAAUACGCCAAAAUUAUGCUGCAAUACGCCAAGAUUUGCAAGAAAUAAUGAGGAUGAUGGGGGCGCGGGCUCACAACAACGACGAACAAUCAGGUGGAAGUCAGGCUUACGUCAAAGGGAACCAGCGACGGUGCGAGGAGGAUAUUGGAGGGAGAGUGGGUGGCGAUUACGGUGGGACCCAAACCCACAAUCACUGUGGCGAUCACCGGGAGGUGCAAAAUCAAUGGCGGAAAAGGGGUGAAUUAACCGCUUUCGAAGGGUUGGACCCGUUAAACUGGAUCAAUAGGGCGGAGAGGGUUUUCGAGCUUCAAGGAGUAGCGGAGGAGGAGAAAGUGCAGUUCGCGGACUUAAGCAUGGAGGGCAGCGCGGGCUACUGGUUCAGAGCCUGGAAGGAGAAAGCCAAGAACCGUUCCUGGGAUGGCUUGAAGGAGGCCCUGGUGAUAAGGUUUGGAACCAUUGUUGAGCGUUUGGCGGCAUCGAAACAGGUAGCGACAGGGGAAGAGUAUGUGCAGGGAGGCGAAAAGGUAAGAAAAGGGAGCGGAAUAGAAGACGAGUCAUCUGGGGGACGAACGCGAGAAGCGGUUACUGAGCGGUACGAGGCCAAGUACUGUAGACCAGACCGAGCGGGAUUAGCCGAACAGUCCGAGGCCGAUCGCUAUAACACAGACAGAUCAAGAGCUGCCGAGCAGUCAGACGAAAUAGAAGACCAGUCGACAUGGGGACGAACGAGCGGUCAGUGGACACAGUCCGAGGCCGAUCGCUAUAACUCAAGCCGAUCGAGAUUUGCCAAGCGGUCCGAGGACAUAGAAGACCAGUCGUCUUGGAGACGAACGAGUGGUAAGUGGACACAGUGCGAGGCCGAUCGCUAUAAGACAGGCCAAUCGAGGGUUGUCGAGUGGUCUGAGGUCAAGCGCAAUAUCCCAGGUGAGGUUGCCGAGCGGUCCGAGAUAGAAUUAGACCUGAAGCAGACGGAGUUGUCCACUCUCUCGGCUGGUGGACCUAUUCAGCCAAAAGCGAUGGAGCUGCAUGGUUCAAUAGAUAAAGAGCCGAACGGUAUAAAUAUAGUGGGAAGAGAGCCGAACGGUAUAAAGAUAGUGGGAAUUGAGCCGAACGGUAGAAGAGGACUGUUGGAUCCGAACGUGAGAAGACCGGAACCGAACGUGAGGGGACUAACAGAACCGAACGGGAGAGGACGUCGGGAAGCCAACGGGAGAGGAUUGCCAGAUCCGCACGGGAGAGGACUGACGGACCAGAAUGGAAGAGGACGGGAGGAACUGAACGGUCUUAUAGCUACAGUAAAAUGCCGAACGGUUUUACUCUCAAAACGGUCUCCUAGUCAUUGGCCGAACGGUCUUACAAUUAGAUUCAAAGGCCGAACGGUCUUACAGUCUAAACAACCUCUCAGUACUUGGUCGAACGGCCUUACCAUUAGAAUGAAGGAUGAGGAGGGAAAGAUGGAUGUUCCACAUCGGGAGGCGAUAACAGGGGAAGAAUGGUCAGAAACUUACCUUAUCCAGAGUUUCUGAAGAGGCGGGAAGAAGGAAGGUGUUUCCGAUGCGGUGGACCAUUCGCUCCGGGUCAUCGAUGUGCGGAGAAGAGCUUAAGGGUCCUGUUACUAGCGGAAGACGAGGAGGAGGAAUGGGAGGAAAACUUUAACCUGGAAGCAAAAACCCUGGAGCUGUCGGCAUGUUCGGCGGAGGGGCUGACGCCUUCCAAGACCCUGAAGUUGACCGGGUUGAUAGGGGAGAGAAGAGUGGUAGUCCUGAUCGAUAGUGGGGCCAGCCACAAUUUCAUUAGCCGGAAGGUGGUGGAGGAACUGAGGCUUCCGGUAACAGAAACGGCCACAUACGCGGUGAGUUUGGGUGACGGGUGUAAGAAGUGGACUCGGGGGCGAUGUGAAAAGGUGGGAUUGAAGCUGGGUAAUGUGAAGGUAGAGGAGGACAUGCAUGUGUUUGAUCUCGGUGGAGUGGAUUUAAUAUUGGGUAUUGCAUGGUUGGCAAAACUGGGUGAGGUGGUUAUUAACUGGAAAGAAAUGUCUAUGCUGUAUGUGGUGGAUGGAGAGAAGAAGAAAAUCUGUAGUGACCCAGCCUUGGCAGGACAGCUGGGUGACACAGACGCAUUUACAAAAAUAAUGGACGCUGAGUCAUGGUUUCAGUUUUGGGAAAUGUGCGUAGUGGAGCAAGGGACAGGCGGUGAUGUGUUGGGCCAAUUGACUGAAGCUCCCUGCACGGGUACAGCAGGUGGGGAAAGUAGCUUUUCGUUUACAAUUAACCGAGGCAGCAAGAAUACACCCAAUAUUUCACGUUCCCCAACUAAAGAAGGCUGUGGGUGAGAAGAGGGUUGAGAGGAACUUCCAGCUGAAUUACAAGCCUACCGACCCAUGUUUUGGCCGGUAAGGAUUUUUGACAGAAGGACAAGGCAGCUGGAGUAAGAAGAAAUACCUCAGGUGUUGUUAGAUUGGCAAGAAGGGGACAAGAGGGCGGCCACCGUGGGAAGACGGGGUGACUAAAAAAGAGCAGUUUCCGGUAUUCAACCUUGGGGACAAGGUUGUUGGGGGAAGGGGAGUAAUGUUAGGGAACUAAUUGUAUAUAGUAGAAGGAGAAACGUUACCCAGCCUAACUGCCAAGGCAGUUAGGAAAGUCAGUAUAAAAGGGGUGGCUUGGUUGGUGAGAGGACAGUUUUGGAGUAUUAUUGUUUUGCGAGAACUCUUGUAGUUCUUUGGAGAGAGGUUAAGCUCUCGGGUUACGUUGUAACACCAUUCUUGUUGAUUCUUUUUAAUAAAAGGAGGCUGUAUAAUUCCGAGUACCUGUUCUGUGUUGUGUUUCUAGUGCUAUUCAUAGGUUCUUGAUUAAAAGAACCUAUCAGCACUAAGCUUUCAUUAAUAUUUGAAGUUACCAUUUAGUUUCUUUUUAUACAAUAGUUUGUUAUAAGGAAGCACAAAGAGAGAUGGUGUGGGGAAGGUUAUUUUUUACACAAAAGAGAAAGGGGAGAGGCAAGUUUGCUGGAGGGAAUAAUCCUUCUUUAUCACACUGUGUUCUUAGUCUUUGUUCUGUAUCACUCUGAUUUCUAAUCAGAUAUGGAUUGACUAUUGAUAAAAAU
Molecule: messenger RNA, 4805 nt
Organism: Vigna angularis (adzuki bean)
Lineage: Eukaryota; Viridiplantae; Streptophyta; Magnoliopsida; Fabales; Fabaceae
Product: protein root UVB sensitive 2, chloroplastic
Exons: 2
Coding region: 1646-3232 (528 amino acids)
Biological process (GO): response to UV-B; auxin polar transport
Cellular component (GO): chloroplast envelope
Source: RefSeq, a predicted model, not a curated record